AGAAGAACUAGGUGGACAUUGGUUCAAAUUUUUUGGAUCUAAGUAUCUUUUUUUUGAUACUCGUCUAGUAGAUGAUCCUUCCUUGAGUACGCUGAUCAUGUAGUUGUUUCUUGUCUCCUAGUACCUCUAGUACAGGGUUGGUAGUGCUAUAGUACUUCAAAUCAUUUUUGUGAUACUCUAGCUAAUUAGUACACGCGGCCCAUGAUUGAGGAAGUUAGAGUUUUUACUCGUACACUACAGGACAGCAUCAUCUUCAUCGAUGAAUACUACAUCGUCCACCAAAAAAAAAAUCAAAAAAGAACCUCACGAUUAUAAUGCCCGGCGAACUCGUACUCGGGGAAUUCCAAGCCCCCGCCGAGGAGCAAAUUUUAUGGUUGUUUCACUGAUUGAGACCGAAUGAUGAACGGAAGGGAUGACAAUGACUUUGCUUCUCGUUCGAAUCCAUGUUUUGUUUCUAGAGCAACGACUGGCACAAAGCAUCAAAAUCUUAGAAUAGAUGAUCAUGAUUCUCAAUCAGUCCUGCUCCCAACCAUCUCUAUCAUACGAAAAGAAAGCACUACAAGAUGAGGUCGCUGUCUACCUCGAAGCCCAGAAGCGUUACCUCGUUUUCACUCGUGAUGGUAUCUUUCAGAGAGCAACUGCGGAAGCUCCACUGGAACCCUGUACCAAAUUAAGGCUCAAUACAAUUUGUUGCUAACAGUGAUUCAUUUCUCACCUGUUCCUUCUUAGGAUCGGGAGAGAGGCGCGCAAGACAUGAAUUUUUUUUGAGCUCGUCUAACCAAAGGAAAUAUAGCAACUCUAGCUCAAAUGGGUGCGCGAGCGAUGCGCUUACAGGAGCAAAAAGUGGACAAGGAGUUGAAUGAAGUGGAAAAAAAGCUUCUAGAGGCUGGUGGAGGUGCGGAGAGGAAAGCGGGAGGAGGAGGUCUUUAUGAAUGAUUUCGUUUUAGUCGUGUUAGUAGAAGUGUUAGUGUAGUUUGCCAAAUAUUUAUAAUAGAAAUAGGCAAACUGAAACCCACGACAAUGUACAUGAGUUACGUACUUAUUCACUCCGAUCGAUGGUAAGUAAAAGUAUCCUAAAAUCUAUCAUCUCUAAGUGCAAGAAGAGCGUGUUGCUGCCGAGAGACGCAGGAUUGCGUUAAAGUUCCUGGUGCUGAGACACGCAAAGAUCCAGUUUCGCUCUAGACAAAAUCUUGGAGACAUAGCUGCUUCUGAAGGAGUAGCGAAAUCACCCGAUGAAGGUGUAAUUGGCGAAGAAGCAGGGAAAGAAGAAAUCGAUAAAGAUAUCGAUCAACAGGCGGACGAUCUUCAUCUUGAUAAUAGGAAUGCAGCUCUUAUUGCUGGUAACGAAGAUGCCACCAGCAGCACAGCAGGAGGAAGUCGAAGUGAUCAACAAGCUCGCACCAUCGCUACAAACACAGCUUCAACAACAUCAGCUUCGUCUUCGUCUAGAGGAACCGGAGGCUUAUUCAAACGAGGAAACAACAUGUUCAAGCAACAGAUGUUGUCUUCGUCGUUGCUACAGAACCUAAAACGUGGCGUUGCAGAGGUAAAGCAAGGAACGGAUGAAAUUGUACGCCAGAGACACCUGGAGCAAGAUUAUUUAGUCGAUGUAGAAGUACCACCUUCAUCAGUCCAAUGUAAUUCACAUGAACAAGAUCACGGUGUAAAAAAUCCUGCAACGUCGUCCUUGAGAGCAGCCGCGUCUUCCUCGAGAAGUACACGAGCAGUAGAGACUAGAACAACAGCUAGUAUACCAGCAGGAGCUCCAAAAGCGAAAAAGAGAUCUGCAGCACCAAAGCGAAAAUUACAGGUCAUUGAUCGUCGAGAUGGCUUGAAGGACGUUUUUGAAGGGUUGAACACUGCUUCUGCUACUUCGAGUAGCAGCUGCAGCUCUGCGUCGGCAAAUAACUUUAAGUAUGGACAAGGACAACAGAAGACGAAGCGACGGAAAGUGAACGAUGACGACAAGACGGAUUUGAAUGUAGAACAAGGCGGCAAGAAACGUGAACUGCUGGCGAAGAAUAAGAGAGCAGGCGCUCCAUUUUCUUCUGAAGAUUCAGAGGACCAAGAGAUGAGCGUCGAGUACGAGGAGGGUGAGAAUGCUGAAGAUGAAGAUGACGACUACGGACCGGAGGAGUUUUUUUCGCAAGCGCCAGCGGCGCCAGCAUUUAUACCGCAAACAACAAAGGCUAAGUCAUCAAGUCGCGGUGCACUAAACCCAGCACCUCCACUACCCUUCGAAGAUGAUGAUGAUUUUCUUUGUGAUAGUGAUAAAGAUGCGCCUCCACCUGCUGCUAGUCGCGGCGCUACUUCAAGUAGACCAAAUCUAGUGAACCUGUAUAAGAACAAGAACAAAGCCGCGGCUGCGGUGUCCUCUUCUACUACAACUUCUACAACUACUUUAUUCGGGUCGACGAGCUUGGAGAAUGCUGGACCACUGCAGAUAGACUGGAAUGCACCAACCUCAGUGGCCCCACAAGAAAAACCCAAAAAAAAUCAAGCUCCCUCACCCGAUGAGAACCCCAAAAUGGAGAAUAUGAUGGCACAGAUGCUCUUUGAUUCGUCUGAUGAAGACUAGACGUACACACCUUGCUUUGGGUAGAACAAGUAUAUAUUUAUGAUAUCUCAAUUGCCUUCGCGGCCAACCUUGUCUUAAGAACUUUCAGCACGGUGGUCCAAAGGGUCAGAAACUUACCGGAAACUUUCAAGAAACUUAUCACUUUCUGGGUCUGGCACUUCUUUUUUUGGUGCAUCAAAAUGGUCAGACUACUGCUAAUUUUUUAUUAUAGGCGACUCGUCCGCUGUUUAGUGCUUUCGUUUUCUUAUGCUGUUCUACUCAUUUUUUCAUCCUGAUUCUGCGUCAAGAACUUUGCAGAAGUCUCUCAAUUCACUCUAUCGCUUCCCUAUCCAAAACGCCUCUCGUUCCUUCUUUAUCAAAAACGCCACAAUCGCUACCCACUGGGCUAUCGAAGCAGAGGCAUCCUUGUCUUGCUGAAAGAUUCUGCAACUUUGUUUGCAAUUUUCUAGAGCAAGGACAAGCUCCGGCGGCGGGAUUAUCUAUCAGCCCGAGGAAUGCGGUCGAAAAUGAGCGAGACGCACCUAGCCACGCAUCCAAAACCAAGGGUCGUUUCUUGUGGGCGUGAAUUCCUUCGCUGAAAGUUAUGAUAAUCGUCGGCUUUCGGUCCUGCUGGGAGUCGACGGCAGGUUAUGCUAGGAAUUUCAUUUUUCUGGCAGCUUUUUCCAAGAAAAAGGGUGCUUUUUUUAUGUCUUCGGCCUGGUUCUUCAUCGACUGUCCGAAGUUCCAGCGUUAGUAUGUGCGCUGGCCAACAGGUCGGAGGCCUGCCUCCGGAAGAACCUUCUCCACGUGCACGAGAAGACACUGCACAAUUUGUGUUCUGUAUGCAUGAAGUUGCUCAACGAGAGCCACUUCUGAGCGUGCAGAUUUUUUGAACCAUGGACAUGGGCGCGGUUUCGGUAUUUGGCUGCAAUUUUGCGAGGGUCUUAGCGUGUGGCAUUGCGAGUUCAGCUCAUUUUGCGACUGCGUUUAUAGCUGCAGUAGCGGAAGCUUUCAGGACGAUCCAGCACCGUGUCGUGACUUGCUCAGAGGGUUGCUGAUUGUGCGAAGUUGAUGGAGUUUUGUAUCCUUGGGGUCGCAUGUGUGACGGUCUGACAUUUAUGACUACAUGAGUCAACCGCGGGCACUAUAUCGCUCUUUUCAAUCAUGGCGCGCUCAUACUGGGACUAGCAUGAGACAUCAGACAUGGCACACAAGCCAGAUUAACGCCUCCAAAUGCUAACAAUUUCGACGGACCAUCUGUGGGUGAUCUUGAUAUUAACUACUACAGAUGAAGAAGCGUUUUUGACUGGAGGCGCAACCAUAAGCACUAAGAACCGUCGAGAACAAUAAAAGAACAAGUGAGGAGGUCUUUGCGUGUUCUGAAGCAUCAAAGGAAGCUGAUCUACAACAAGGAGUCUAUGUC
This is a messenger RNA of Amoebophrya sp. A25, 3980 nucleotides long. NCBI's taxonomy places the organism in Eukaryota, Dinophyceae, Syndiniales, Amoebophryaceae. The record is from the annotation of a GenBank genome assembly.